Molecule: messenger RNA, 354 nt
Organism: Fraxinus pennsylvanica
Lineage: Eukaryota; Viridiplantae; Streptophyta; Magnoliopsida; Lamiales; Oleaceae
Source: the annotation of a GenBank genome assembly
AUGGGAAAUUCCUUAGUAGCCGCCAAGGAGAAGCACAACUUGAAAAGACAGUCCACAUUUGGUGAUGACAAUGAAAGUAGUUGGGAUUCAGCCGUAAUGGGAUGGAAUCCACAUGGGAAAUGGCAUGCUGUUGCUUCAUGGACAUGGGAUGCCCAAGACGAAACAUGUGGCAUUUGUAGGAUGGCUUUUGAUGGUUGUUGCCCUGAUUGCAAACUCCCAGGGGAUGAUUGCCCUCUGAUCUGGGGUGCUUGCAACCAUGCCUUUCAUCUUCACUGCAUCUUGAAGUGGGUGAAUUCGCAAACUCCUCAAGCACAUUGUCCCAUGUGCCGUAGAGAGUGGCAAUUCAAAGGAUGA